Molecule: messenger RNA, 3400 nt
Organism: Esox lucius (northern pike)
Lineage: Eukaryota; Metazoa; Chordata; Actinopteri; Esociformes; Esocidae
Gene: itgb7
Product: integrin, beta 7
Exons: 15
Coding region: 68-2350 (760 amino acids)
Biological process (GO): integrin-mediated signaling pathway; cell-matrix adhesion; cell adhesion mediated by integrin
Cellular component (GO): focal adhesion; integrin complex; cell surface
Molecular function (GO): integrin binding
Source: RefSeq, a predicted model, not a curated record
UUCCUUUUCCACUGUAGAAGUACAUUUCCCUCUCUGUCUAUCUCUUAUUCAUCUCUAUCAUCAAGACAUGGUUUGGAUCUUUCUAUUAGGGACCCUUCUCUUGUACUGUGUGGAACACAAUAAAAUUCAAGGGUUCCCCCAAGUAUGUGUUCCCCAGUCCUCGUGUUCAGCCUGCCUGGAGAGCCCUGGAUGUGCCUGGUGCAAAAACAAGGACUUCCUGAAGCCUGAGGAAUCCAGUGAGCGGAGGUGUGACACUGCAAAAUCUCUGGAGACCAGGGGUUGUGGAGAGAAGUACAUCAUCAACCCAAAACCAGACAGCAAGUUUCUCAAGAAAAAUCCACUCAGUGACCACAUAGACAAUGUGGUCCAGCUUACACCACAAAACAUACAGUUCAAACUCAGAGUUGGGGUUCCUCAGAUCAUCAAUGUUUCAUUCAAGAGAGCUGAGGGCUACCCCAUAGACCUGUACUACUUGAUGGACCUAUCUUUCUCCAUGAAGGAUGACCUAAACACCAUUAAGAACCUGGGCCAGGAUAUCCUUUCCACACUAGAAAGAUUUACUAAGAAAGUACGCAUAGGAUUUGGCUCUUUUGUAGACAAGGUGGCUCUACCAUACGUCAGCCAGGUGAAGGCCAAGAAGAAAAACCCCUGCCCCAGCCGCUCUGACACCUGUCAACCUGCCUUCAGUUUCCAGAAUAUUCUUGGACUCACUGACGAUGUGACUGAGUUCAAGACCAGGGUCAGCAACCAGAUGAUCUCUGGAAACCUUGACUCCCCAGAGUCUGGCUUUGAUGCCAUCAUGCAGGCAGUUGUCUGUCAGAAAGAGAUUGGUUGGAAUAAUGUCACACGAAUCCUGGUCUACACAUCAGAUGACACCUUCCACAUUGCCGGGGACGGCAAGCUGGCAGGGAUAUUUGAGCCUUAUGAUGGGACCUGUCAUCUCAAAGGCAGCAUCUAUGAAGGCACUAAAUAUGACUACCCAUCUGUUGGUCACCUCGCCAGGGUCCUGGCAUCCAAUAACAUACAGCUCAUCUUUGCUGUUACAAAGGAAAGCGUUGACGCCUACAAGGCAUUGAGUAAUCUGAUUCCUCAGUCAGUGGUAGGAGAACUGAAAAACGACUCGAGCAACGUGGUUGAGCUGAUCAAAGAAGCCUACAGUAAACUGUCCUCCACCAUCUUACUGGAGCACAUUGGAGCCCCACAAGGUCUGGAUGUGACCUACCAAUCACACUGCACACCUGGAGUUGAUAAAACCCCAUGGCAGAGUAGGGGCGAAUGCAAGAAUGUCAAGCUCAACCAGAAGAUUGACUUCCAGGUGAGGCUGAACAUUUCAACAUGUCUGAAAGAGAAGUCAGAGUUUUUCCUCAAACUUCAGGGCAUCAGUGAGACCCUGAAGAUCUCUGUGGAAACCUUGUGUGACUGUGAAUGCAAUGACUUUGAAGAACAGUCCGUGCACUGCAACAAAAAUGGGACACUCACUUGCGGCACGUGCAGUUGUUACGAAGGUUACCUGGGGCAGAGAUGCAAGUGUCAGCGACCUAAGGACGUGACCUCUGACAACCCCAUGGACGCAUCCUGUCGGCAAGACAACUCUUCGCAGCUGUGCAGUGGGCACGGAAGCUGUGAGUGUGGGGUUUGCUCAUGCCACGGCACGCAUCGUGGCUUGUAUUGCCAGUGUGAUGACAACAGCUGUGCCCGUCAUAAUAACUUGCUUUGUGGUGGUCAUGGGGAGUGUGACUGUGGAACAUGUAAGUGUCAGACCAACUACACUGGCUCAGCGUGUGAAUGCUCCACGCUCACAGACAAGUGCAGUACUGUUGGUACACUGUGCAAUGGCCGGGGGAAAUGCCAGUGUAACCAGUGCCAGUGCAACCAAGACUUCUUUGGAUUUAACUGUUCCAAUAUUGCUGAUCCAUGCAGAAAAUUCAGGGACUGUGUGAAAUGUCAAUUGGAUGGUAAAGAUAGCCUACAAAGUAACUGCAGUGGUCAACUGUGUGAUUCAUUCAAAUCCGAGCUGAAGGAUGAAACACAUGUAUUCUCCUGCCCGCAUGACACUUUCUCCUAUGAACUGAAGCCUCAACCUGAUGGCACAAUCAAAAUCAUCUAUGCAAGGCUGCCCCGCUCUAUUGACAAGACCUAUGCAAUCAUUGGUGGCUCUGUGUCCAGCAUCAUCUUCAUUGGUAUUGCAAUAAUUCUCAUAAUCAGACUGAUGCUGGAGUACCGCUACCGGAGAGAGUACGCAAACUUCAUCAAAGCAAAGGAGGCCGAAGUCUGGAAAGAUAUCCACAAUCCCUUGUUCCAGGACGCCACAACCACAGUUAUGAACCCCAUGCACAUUCAAGAGGACUAAUCCAAACUGACAAUUCAGACAAAGAAAAAACAGUUUACAACAAACAGUUCAAAGCUUGUAAUCUACUAAUGACAUAUAAAUCAUAUAAUGUCAUGUGGAAUAUUUUGGGACAUUAUUUCCUUUUAGGGGGAACCAAUAUUGAUGAACUUGGUUAAACUAAGGUGUAUCUAUUAAUCUUGUUGCGCCAAGCUUUAAACCUAGUUUUAAAUUAAUCUUAGUUGAAUGUAAUCUUAAAUAAAAUGUCAUUUAGACUUUAAAUCCAGCUCAAAUUGAUGUAAUCUCAGAUAGAUGUAAACUAUGUUGCUGCAACCCAAUCUUAUGGAAUAAACUUUCUAUUAUUUUUGAUGACAGUAUAAAUGUGGUUUUAGAAUGCCCAUCUUGACAUGUGACUUUACCUUUGUUCUUCUAGUUUUAGUUGGAACAAAGAUUUUGUUACAAAAACAUUUAACACCAUAGUGUACAGUGGAAGUCUACACACCCCUGUUAAAAUGCCAGACCAAGAGAAAUCAUGUCAGAACUUUUUCCACUUUUAAUGUUAUAAGAGGGUGUGCACACUUAUGCAACCAGGUUAUUGUAAGGUUUUUUCAAUUGAAUUGUUCACAUUAUGGGUCACUUUAAAAGUGGAAAAAGUUAUUUUGCUCACUAUAUUUUCUUUCCUCGAAUAGCACAUUUUGAAUGAUUAACUGGCUGUAAAGUGUAUUCAUAAUUUAGACCAGCUGUAGUCUUUCUGUGUGUUUGAUAAUGUAAAAUGUUUGUACAAUAAAGUUAUUUGUCGUGUAACUGGCAGAAAACAAAAGAGGAAAAACAUUAUCAGAUGUAAAUUUGUUCCCAUGCUGUCUUUUUUAAUUUCAUGCCUAGGAAAUUACUUUGUAAGUUUUGUUUCAAUAAGAUAGAUUGUGUGGGCAUUAGGACACUAAUCUGAAGAUAUUUACACACAAAGUCCUGAUGUAGGAUAAUCUUAAAGUGAAAGUACAUUGAACAAGAAAUAAAUGCAACAUUUCAAUUGUAUGCCGUUUACAUGAACUGAAAUAAAAGCUUCCAGUAAUGUUU